AUUCAAAUUGCAAUGUCGCGCCUUACAACCAGCAACGGAACUCCUGUUGUCGACAACCAGAACAGCCUCAGUGCAGGCGAGACUGGGCCCCUGCUGCUCCAGGACUUCCACUUUAUCGACAAGCUUGCUCACUUUGACCGCGAGCGCAUCCCGGAACGCGUCGUGCAUGCGAAGGGUGCUGGCGCGCACGGCUACUUUGAGGUGACCAAGGACGUGUCCCACCUGUGCAAGGCCAAGUUCCUCGAGCGCGUUGGCAAGCGCACGCCGCUCUUCACGCGCUUCUCGACGGUGGGUGGCGAGAAGGGCUCGGCAGACACGGCGCGCGAUCCCCGCGGGUUUGCCGUCAAGUUCUACACUGAGGAGGGCAACUGGGACAUGGUUGGCAACAACACGCCCAUCUUCUUCAUCCGCGACCCGAUCAAGUUCCCGGACUUUAUCCACACCCAGAAGCGCAACCCGCAGACCAACCUGCCCGAUGCGGACAUGUUCUGGGACUUUUUGUCGCAGACCCCAGAGUCGUGCCACCAGGUCAGCAUUCUCUUCUCGAGCCGCGGCACCCCCGACGGGUACCGCCACAUGCACGGCUUCUCCUCGCACACGCUCAAGAUGGUGAACGCCAAGGGCGCGCAGAACUUUGUCAAGUUCCACUUCAAGACCGAGCAGGGCGUCAAGAACCUCACCCCCGAGCAGGCCAACAAGCUCAAGGCGGAAAACCCCGACUAUGCCACCCAGGACCUCUUUGACUCGAUCGAAAAGGGCAACUACCCGAGCUGGAAGGUCUGCAUCCAGGUCAUGCCGCUCGCGGACGUGCCCAAGCAGGCCUUCAACCCCUUCGACGUGACCAAGGUGUGGUCGCAAAAGGCCUACCCGCUCCAGGAGAUUGGCCGCAUGGUUCUCAACCGCAACCCCGAGAACUACUUUGCCGAGGUCGAGCAGGCUGCCUUCUCCCCCUCGCACAUGGUGCCCGGCAUCGAGCCCUCGCCCGACAAGAUGCUCCAGGGCCGCUUGUUCUCGUACCCGGACACCCACCGUCACCGCCUGGGUGCCAACUACCUGCAAAUCCCCGUCAACUGCCCUUACGCUGCCCGCGUCAGCAACCACCAGCGCGACGGCUUCAUGGCCAUCAACGGCAACGGCGGCAAGCUCCCCAACUACGAGCCCAGCUCGUUCGGCGGACCCAAGGAGGACAAGACGACGACCGACGCCUCCCCUUACGAGGUUUCUGGCACCGUCGGCCACCACCCUCCCGCCUGGAAGAACCAGGACGACUUCAAGCAGGCCGGCGACCUCUACCGCCUCCUCUCCGCCGAAGAGAAGACCGCCCUCGUGAACAACAUUGUUGGACAUCUCAGCGGCGCCAAGAAGCACCUCCAAAAGCGCCAGGUUGAGAUUUUCCGCAAGUGCGACUCUGACUAUGGCGCUCGCAUCGAGCAGGGUCUGCUGAAGAGCUCUUCUGCGCUUUAAGUGUCCUUGUGUUUCGCUCUUUCUGUCUCUUUCUCUUCAUGACUUUCGGCUGUUGAUUACUCUUCGGUCUGUUUUUCUGUUGCUUGCUGUGAGGCUUUGUCUGUGCGGGGAUGUUGUUUCUCCGGUUUGGCUUGUGUUCUCUCAACUUGUUCGCCAAAAUGCCAAAGCGUUCAACGACACUUUCAGCUCCAUUCGUGCUUGUUUUCGCUCUGCAUUGAAAAAUAUCCCUGAAAAUGGGUACGUCCAUC
Capsaspora owczarzaki ATCC 30864 is the source of this 1712-nucleotide messenger RNA. Its product is annotated as catalase. The transcript is spliced from 2 exons. The record is from RefSeq and is a predicted model, not a curated record. Gene Ontology annotation, molecular function: heme binding; catalase activity. NCBI's taxonomy places the organism in Eukaryota, Filasterea, Ministeriida, Capsasporidae. Gene Ontology annotation, cellular component: mitochondrion; peroxisome; cytoplasm. Gene Ontology annotation, biological process: hydrogen peroxide catabolic process; response to hydrogen peroxide. Bases 13 to 1464 code for a protein of 483 amino acids.